AUGACUCGAAGCUCCCACCUCACCGGACGUACUCGAGACGCCCGCAAAGCCGCCGCCGCCUUCAAGGCCAGCGUCAAGUCGAAGAAUGUCAACAUGUCACAGCUUGUACCUAGCACCCGGCCCAUGAGAGGCCAAAAGGGUACACGGGUCUGCCGUCAUCGCCCGAGAGCCCUCCUCGAGUACUCUGGAUCCCCCACCUCCCAGUCCAAGCUUCCGGUCAAAGUAUCGAUCCGACGUGCACUCGACGAGGCAGUAAGGGAGACCCGCGGAACCGAGUCUUCCUCCGACGAGGAAGAGUUUGACCCAACCGUCACACCCGAGGAACCAGAGCUAUUCUACUCCUUCGACGCGCAUGUUAGUCCUGCCGAAGGUGGCCAUGUUCUCAGCGCCGCCGUCAUUCGAGCGGUAGACAAGUACGAGACCAAGCAGACCGAGAAACUCGCGCGAGAGUACGAGUUCAUCGGGGUGAUGGACUCCAACGACCUUGACGAGGGGUAUGGUGGCUACGACGAGGGGUUCGAGCUCAUCGAGCCUGUGAACUAUUAA
Molecule: messenger RNA, 546 nt
Organism: Arthroderma uncinatum
Lineage: Eukaryota; Fungi; Ascomycota; Eurotiomycetes; Onygenales; Arthrodermataceae
Exons: 2
Coding region: 1-546 (181 amino acids)
Source: RefSeq, a predicted model, not a curated record